AAACUAUGUGCAGUUGAUAGAUUCAUUGAAUCAGUAUGUGAAAAGUUGCAGGAGUUACGUAUAUAUAAGAUAGUUUCAGGAUUUGGGAAAAUUCCAUAGACAGUGAAAUUGAAGCUCUCUGAAAUGGGCAAGCAGCCACAUGUAUUGGCGAUUCCACUUCCAGCACAAGGCCAUGUUGGCCCCCUGCUGAAAUUAGCAACAAAGAUUGCUGAACAUGGAGUCAAGGUGACCUUUGUUAACACAGAGUUCAUCGAGGCGAAAAUCAUGGCUUCGAUGCCGGAGAUAUCGGCCAUAGGGGGGAGCCUGAUAGAGUUUGUUUCAGUCCCAGAUGGACUUGAACAUGGGGACAUUGAGAGAGAUUUUGAAAAGAGUAGAAAUAUCAUGAAAAAAGUUAUGCCAGGUAAAUUGAAGGAGUUGAUUGAGAAAAUUAACCAAGUAAGUGAUGAUCAGCAGAUCAGUUGUGUCAUUGGCGAUGUAAAUGCUCAAUGGGGUCUCGAAGUUGCCCAGAAAUUGGGGAUUCCGAGUGCUGCAUUUGUUACUUAUGGCCCUGCAAUCUUAGCCCUGCAAUUUCAUAUUACAAAGCUGAUUGAUGAUGGAGUUAUAGAUGCUGAUGGGACUGCAUUGAAAGAUGGGUUGAUCUCAAUUUCUGAGGGAAAUCUUCCCUGGAAAUUUGACGAAUUCCCAUGGAUGGUUCGAGGACAAGGAAAGAUACAGAAGAUAAUCUUUGAAUCUUCUAUUGAAGUUGUUGAGUGUGUUAAAAUGUCCAACUGGGUUCUUUCGAAUUCAGUUUAUGAACUUGACGCGUCAUCCUGUGAUUUGGUUCCCAACAUAUUACCCAUUGGUUCUUUACUCGCAAGUAAUAAUUCAAGGUUUUUGGCUGGGAGCUUUAGGCCCGAAGACUCAUCUUGCUUGAGCUGGCUCGAUGAAAAACCGAUAGGCUCAGUCGUUUAUGUUGCAUUGGGUAGUUCAACAAUCUUAAAUCAGGCACAGUUUGAUGAAUUGGCAAUUGGUCUUGAAUCCUCAGGCCAGUCGUUUCUCUGGGUCGUCCGACCUGACAUCUUGUGGGGACCGGUCGCUAUAUUCCCAGAUGGUUUCAAAAAGAGAAUAGCCGGUCGGGGAAAAAUUGUUGAAUGGGCACCUCAAGAGAAGGUAUUGGCUCAUUCUUCAGUUGCUUGCUUUGUAAGUCAUUGCGGAUGGAAUUCAACCCUGGAAGGGUUAACCAUGGGAGUGCCAUUUCUCUGUUGGCCUUUCUUUGUUGAUCAAUAUCAGAACAGUAGAUAUAUUUGCGAAGCUUGGAAGAUUGGUUUCGAAUUAACCCGAGACGACCAUGGGAUUGUCACAAGGCAUGAAAUUCAGGCAAAGAUUACAAAGUUGUUCAAUGAAGAAAGCAUCAAAGGAAAUGCAUUGAAGCUGAAAGAAAAGGCAACAAACAGUCUUGCUGAAGGUGGAUCUUCAUAUAAAAAUUUUCAGAGAUUUAUUGCCGAAAUAAAGUUUAGUUAAUUUCUAAGCUCAAUGUUCCUUAAGAAGGCCUUAAAUAAUGAUCCAUUGAUUAUAGAAAAAUUGAGUUCAUAUUGUUGAAUGCAUAUCAGUAAGAAUCUUGUAUUUUAGUAAUAUUCACAACAAGGGAUUUCAAGAAAGAGCAAUCUUAUGUAUCCCCAAUUUUGCGUAUUUAAUCAGAUUCACAGAUGAUGUGUUGUUUGGA
Messenger RNA from Mangifera indica (mango), 1702 nucleotides. RefSeq names its product UDP-glycosyltransferase 83A1-like. The record is from RefSeq and is a predicted model, not a curated record. The transcript has 2 exons. Gene Ontology annotation, molecular function: UDP-glycosyltransferase activity. The coding region runs from base 124 to 1500 and encodes 458 amino acids. Lineage: Eukaryota; Viridiplantae; Streptophyta; Magnoliopsida; Sapindales; Anacardiaceae.